This is a messenger RNA of Drosophila guanche, 1014 nucleotides long. Its product is annotated as RWD domain-containing protein 2A. The record is from RefSeq and is a predicted model, not a curated record. Gene Ontology annotation, molecular function: protein binding. Lineage: Eukaryota; Metazoa; Arthropoda; Insecta; Diptera; Drosophilidae. The coding region runs from base 138 to 998 and encodes 286 amino acids. The transcript has 2 exons.
GAGUGUCUUCGUUUCAAUAAAAUGCCUUUCAGCCCAUUUGUUUACUAGUCGCGAAGUUAAUGAAUCAUUCUUGAAAACUGCCCGACCGGACUAUUAAAAGUGCAUUUAAACAAAACCAAAUCGGCCACACACGAGCCAUGGCCGAUGAAGAGCUGCAAACCUAUCGACGCUGCAUUGGACAGCAGCUGGAGGAGCUGGAGAUGCUUAGCUCGAUAUAUUGCGGAACCGGAGAGCUGCAGAUGCUCGAUGCAGGCGUCGUGGCCGAUUUCAACGAGUUCCUGGAGACAGAUACACCUCCAAGCAGUUUGCGCUCGCACCUGGAGUACAUGGUGAAGCUGAGCGUUCCCGCCAAUCAGCGCCUUGAUGUGCGCGUCGAGCUGCCCCACCUAUACCCACUGUUGGAGCAGGCCCGCGUCAGUGUGCACAGCCCCUUGCUGGGCAAGGCCAAGGAGCAGCAUCUCAAGAUCGAGUUGGAGCAAUAUCUGAGCGAGAAGCGGGAGGAGGACCCAGAGCCGUACAUAUUUCAACUACUCAGUUGGUUGCAGGAACAGAUAGAGGCACUCAUCCAAAGACCCGCCAGCGAGUUUGAGCUGACGCAUCUGGUACCCCCAGAGCAGCCACAGCCAGCAGCACAUCUGGAACGACUUUGGAUCUACUCGCAUCACAUCAAGUCGAGUGCCAAGCGACAGGAGCUUAUACGCCAGGCCCGCCAGCUGGAAUUGACCGGCUUUAGUAGGCCCGGCAAGCCUGGCAUCAUUUGCGUGGAGGGACAGACGGAACAGGUGCAGGAAUUCUGGCGAACCAUCAAGUCCCUCCGCUGGCAGAAGAUCAGCGUGGUACGCUCAGAGCCGAGGCAGCGCAGGCGCGUCUUUGAAACCUUCAGCGAGCAGCUGUUCAACGAGGAGGACGAGGGAAUCAUGAACAUGGGACAGUUCAUAAAGUUCCUGGAGGCUCACGGCUUUGGCUAUAUGAAGUCUGAGUUGUUUGGUUUAGCCUAAACAAUUCUACAUUGUU